AUGCUGUCUCUUCUGAAGGUUUUGCUUUGCCUGCUUCAUGCCUUGCUGCUAUGCUUGGGUUUCGCAGCCCUCUCCUUCCUAGUCAGUUCUGUGCCUGAGCAAAUAACCCUGUGCUUAAAGCAGGCGCUUUGCUGUCUGCGCUUGUGGCAGCUUGUGGCAGCUGCGGACGUAUCGAGCAUGCGCUGUGGAUGUAUCCAGACAGUGUGUGGCACGGAGCCAUGGCAAGCUUGUAGCACAGUAGGCGGCAGUGGGCACAAUGAAGAUAGCUUCAGCGCAUGGAGCUUCAAAGAAAUGAUGGCCGCACUUCCCAGGCGAACUCCCAGCCGGGAUGGAGAGCCAUCAAAUGCUUAUGUCUGGAACGCGUUGGUUGACCGCGAGAAGGCUCGCAUAGACCGCAACUUCUCAGAAGCAGACAGAAUCCGUGACGAUUUGCGUGACCGAGGCAUUGAGAUCUACGACCGAGAGCGCCGGUGGGAGGCGAAAGAUGGACGAGUAGGUCAGCGGCCGAAUCAUGAUGACAAGAAGAAAGAUGACGACUGA
Molecule: messenger RNA, 540 nt
Organism: Symbiodinium pilosum
Lineage: Eukaryota; Dinophyceae; Suessiales; Symbiodiniaceae
Source: the annotation of a GenBank genome assembly